AUGCCCAUUGUAGAGAUUGAGCCGGAAUUAGUGGGUAGUGUAGAUAGGAAAAAAUGGAAUAGACUGAGACCAGAUGGGAUAGCAUACGGUUACAGCUCGAUACAUCCAGACUACGAUGUAUAUAUCCCGACCAAAGAUAAUCCCUAUAUGAUAAGACGAGAUGCAAUUGAUGGUAUGGAACACACAACUUUGGCUGAUUCGAUAUUAGCUUUAGAGGCAAAAGUACAGUUAAAUCCGAACGAUGCCAAAACCUGGGAAGAAUUGGGAUUAAAACAGCAGGAGAAUGAACGAGAUAGAGCAGCUAUUGCAGCAUUAGAAAGAGCUGUUCUACUUGAUCCUAAUUGUCUAGAUGCCUGGCUAGCACUUGCUAUUGCUUAUAGAAACGAGCACUGUCGUAUGGAUGCAUUUAAUUGUCUGGAACAAUGGAUUGCGAAUAACUCGAGGUAUAAGGAUAUUUUACGAGAGGAAUUAGGUGUGUAUCACAAGGAUGGAAUCAAACGACACGAUUACAUUACAAAUGUAUUUUUGGAAGCAGCUCGAACCUCUCCCGGUAGCGAGGAAAUGGAUGCAGAUGUCCAGGUUGGACUGGGUGUAAUAUUCAACAUGUCUGAAGAUUUCAAUAAAGCCAUGGAUUGCUUUAAAGCUGCAUUGUUAAUUAGGCCGGACGAUUACCAAUUAUGGAAUAAAGUUGGUGCAACUUUAGCAAAUGCUCGGGACAAUUCUGGAGCCAUUGAGAUGUACAUGAAUGCUAUCCAAAUAAACCCGUUAUUUGUACGAGCAAGGUACAAUCUGGCUAUCAGCUAUAUGAAUUUGGGUCAACACCAGGAGGCUGCGGAAAACCUACUGUCCUCUCUUUCUCUUCAACAUGCUGCUGCUCUUUCUAUUAACGAAAUUCAUGGUGGAGUGCCUACCGAGCUACAUGAUAACACUAGUAGUAGCAUGUGGGAUAGUUUACGACUAUUGAUGUACAUGAUGAAUCAUGAAGAUCUUGCUUCUCAGUGUGAUUUUCACCAUCUAGAAGCUUUCCGUGGCUAUUUUAACUUUUAA
Messenger RNA from Mucor mucedo, 1047 nucleotides. RefSeq lists its product as uncharacterized. Gene Ontology annotation, molecular function: protein binding. NCBI's taxonomy places the organism in Eukaryota, Fungi, Mucoromycota, Mucoromycetes, Mucorales, Mucoraceae. Gene Ontology annotation, biological process: protein import into peroxisome matrix, docking. The record is from RefSeq and is a predicted model, not a curated record. Gene Ontology annotation, cellular component: peroxisomal membrane; cytosol. The transcript is spliced from 2 exons. The coding region runs from base 1 to 1047 and encodes 348 amino acids.